Cervus elaphus (red deer) is the source of this 1350-nucleotide messenger RNA. RefSeq names its product survival of motor neuron 2, centromeric (gene SMN2). The record is from RefSeq and is a predicted model, not a curated record. The transcript has 9 exons. Gene Ontology annotation, biological process: regulation of alternative mRNA splicing, via spliceosome; mRNA processing. The coding region runs from base 104 to 985 and encodes 293 amino acids. Lineage: Eukaryota; Metazoa; Chordata; Mammalia; Artiodactyla; Cervidae. Gene Ontology annotation, cellular component: cytoplasm; precatalytic spliceosome; nucleus. Gene Ontology annotation, molecular function: RNA binding.
GCCCCCAGGCCUCCAUGCUCUUCCGGUCCCAGAGGCCGGGCGGCGGAAGUCGUCACUCGCUGAGGGACGGAGCCCACGCUGCGCACCCGGCAGCAGGCUAGCAAUGGCGAUGGGCGGAGGCGGCGGUGGCGGCAGUGGCAGCGGCUUCCCGGAGCCGGAGGACUCGGUACUGUUCCGGCGCGGCACUGGCGAGAGUGAUGAUUCUGACAUUUGGGAUGAUACAGCAUUGAUAAAAGCAUAUGAUAAAGCUGUGGCUUCAUUUAAGCACGCUCUGAAGAACGGUGACAUUUCCGAAGCCUCAGAAAAACCCAAAGGCACACCUAAAAGAAAAUCUGCUAAGAAGAAUAAAAGCCAAAGAAAGAACACCACAACUCCUUCACAGCAGUGGAAAGUUGGUGACGAAUGUUGUGCCAUUUGGUCAGAAGAUGGACGCAUUUACCCAGCUACUAUCGCUUCAAUUGAUUUUAAGAGAGAAACCUGUGUUGUGGUUUACACUGGAUACGGAAAUAGAGAGGAGCAAAAUCUGUCUGAUCUACUUUCCCCAACCUCUGAAGUAGCUAAUAUAGAGCAAAAUGCUCAGGAGAAUGAAAAUGAAAGUCAAAUUUCAACAGAUGAAAGUGAGAACUCCUCCAGGUCUCCUCCAAAUAAACCAAAUAAUAUUAGGUCGAGAGCUGCUCCAUGGAACUCUUUUCUGCCUCCACCACCCCAUAUGCCAGGAUCAGGCCUGGGACCAGGAAAGUCAGGUCUAAAAUUCAGUGGCCCGCCGCCGCCGCCACCGCCGCAUUUCCUGUCAUGCUGGCUGCCUCCAUUUCCUUCUGGACCACCAAUGAUUCCGCCACCACCUCCCAUGUGUCCGGAUGCUCUGGAUGAUGCUGAUGCUUUGGGAAGUAUGUUAAUCUCUUGGUACAUGAGUGGUUAUCAUACUGGUUAUUACAUGGGUUUCAAACAAAGUCGAAAAGAAGGAAGGCACUCACAUUUCAAUUAAGGAGUUUUUAUCUUUCAGAUUCAGAUGCAGCUCUCUCCCAAGGAGAUGGUAUUUUAAUGUGCCCUGGUUGAAGUGAACAAAUGUUUCAUCAUUUUCUUCAUGCACACUUGGAUGGGUGCAUGUCAUCUGCAUUUCCCCUUGUUGCAUGUGAUUCAUGCUUAAAUAAACAGAUAUUUUAAGGGAAUAAUCAGUUUGAAUAACUGAACAACGGAAAUAUGAUUAAAAGAAAUUCAAAGUCACAUACAGUGCAGAAAGUCAAUCUGUCAAAAUUGCAACUGAGCCCAUUUGUAUAUUGUAAUUUUCUUAGUAAGUAUGUUAAGCUUUUUAUUAAUGCCUUUAAAAAUAAAUAACUUUUUUAAAAAAGA